CACACACACACACACACACUCUCUCUCACACACACAAGUACACCUGUUAUAUCUUACUCUCGCGCACACACACACACACACACACACACACAAACACACACUCUCUCUCGCUCUCUCUCUCUCUCUCUCUCUCUCUCUGACACGCACCUACUAUAUCUCACUCACACACACUCUCUCUCAGACACACACACAAACACACACACCUAAUAUAUUUUACUCACACACACACACACACACACACACACACUCUCUCUCUCUCUCUCACACACACACACACAAACACACACACCUAAUAUAUUUUACUCACACACUCAUACACACACACACACCUAAUAUAUUUUACUCACACACACAUAACACACACACUCACACACACACACACACACACACCUGAUGUAUAUUACUCACACACAUUCUCUCCUUCACACAAACACACCUGUUAUAUCUUACUCUCACACACACACACACUCUCUCUCUCACACACACACAAACACACACACCUAAUAUAUUUUACUCACACACUCAUACACACACACACACCUGAUGUAUCUUACUCACACACAUAAACACACACACUCACUCACACACACUCACUACCUGCUAUAUCUCAUUCACACACAUUCACUCACUCUCUCACACUAUAUCUUACUCACACACACAUGUAUAAAGACAUGCACUCACACUCUCUCUCACAAACACACACACCUACUAUAUCUCACUCUCUCAAACACACAUAAACACAUAAACACAUAAACACACAAACACACAAACACACACACACACACACACACACACACACACUCCAGCGGGCUGUGAAGCUGCGCGCGGGGGAUCGAUGCUUCUAUCUGGGAUGAUCCGUCCAGCGUGGACCCGGUUCUGGCUCAGUCCGCGGCCGCACACCCAGCAGUGACAGUCCCGGUGUUCGGAGCAGCAGACCGGCUGGAGGAGGAUCUUAACGGAGUCCGGGACGGCACCGCGACUCCCCUCCCCCCUCCCUCUCCUCACCCCCGUCUCCUCUCGCUGGACAGAAAUUAACGGAAAGCAACUGGCGGAGGUUCCGGGAGCCCGUCCCGCUCUCGGUGCCCUUUCUUCACGACUCUUUAACGGGACCGGGACUUCGUGCGAACUCCGAGGAGCCGGUGUUUUCCGGUCAGCAGCGCGGGGCGGACUGACGUGCCACCGGACCGCCUCUCCCCGCGGCUCCGCUCAUUUGAAAUGCCGUUUGGUACCAUGUUGGAUCUUGGCAGAGGCCACCGGAACCGGUCAGAACAGAAUGCUCCCCGGACCGUCUUCUGGCUCGUUGGCUGCUCCUCUAACCGGAGAUGUGGCCGGUUUCUGGGCUGAAAGUUGAGAGCUCCCCGGUGCAGAACCUCCACAGGUCCGGACGGUCCGGCUAACCCUCCGCGGGUCCAAGUUCGGUUGUGACUGGAAAUGAGAGAGAAAAGGGCAACAGGAGGGCCCCGGUUCCCCUCGCAGCCCGUUUCUGUUCCCACACACGCACGCGCAGACACGCAGGCUGGACUUACAGUAGCCUAACACCCCCCAACACACACACACACACACACACACACACAUGCACGUUCCCGGUCUGAGAUCGGACCGGACCGACAUGUACUCUCCGCUGUGCCUGACUCAGGAUGAAUUCCAUCCUUUCAUCGAAGCCCUGCUCCCUCAUGUCCGGGCCUUCGCUUACACCUGGUUUAACCUGCAAGCUCGUAAGAGAAAGUACUUCAAGAAGCAUGAGAAGCGCAUGUCCAAGGAGGAGGAACGUGCUGUGAAGGACGAGCUGCUGGGAGAAAAACCUGAGGUCAAACAGAAGUGGGCGUCUCGCCUCCUGGCAAAACUACGGAAAGACAUUCGGCCCGAGUUCAGGGAGGACUUUGUUCUCACAGUGACGGGGAAAAAGGUGCCAUGCUGUGUCCUCUCCAACCCAGACCAGAAAGGCAAGAUGAGGAGGAUCGACUGUCUCCGGCAGGCAGACAAGGUCUGGAGGCUGGACCUAGUCAUGGUGAUUUUAUUCAAAGGGAUUCCUUUGGAGAGCACGGACGGGGAGCGGCUGGUCAAGUCUCCUCAGUGUUCGAACCCAAGCCUGUGUGUGCAGCCACACCACAUCGGGGUCUCUGUGAAGGAGCUGGACCUGUACCUGGCCUACUUCGUCCAUGCAGAAACCGGCUCAUCAGCAAGCCCCAACCAAGCCAGCGAAUCAGAUAUCAAGGAGCAGCCAGAGAAUGGUCACCUGGGCUUCCAGGACAGCUUUGUCACACCUGGAGUGUUCACUGUUGCCGAGCUUGUCCGGGUCUCUCAAACGCCCAUCGCAGCUGGCACCGGGCCAAACUUCUCCCUGGCGGACCUGGACAGCUCCUCCUACUACAGCAUGAGUCCAGGAGCCAUGAGGAGACCUCUUCCCAGCACCUCCUCCUCCAGCUCUGCCAAGAGGAUAAAGUGCAUGGAGGACGACGUGGACAGUCCAAGUGAGGAGUCCUACUACCCGAGUCAGGGACGGUCUCCAGGCAAUGGCAGCCAGGCCGGCAGCUGGCACGACGUGGAGCCAGCUGGAUAUAAGCUGCGUGGCUCUCUAGCUAGCUCGUUCAUCUCCCGUCAAGCCAGCCCUCAUGCCGCCCCCUCCAGCCUCCACUUCUCCUCCUCUCCCAUCCUGCAGCAGCCGGCCUCCUACUUCUCACACCCAGCCAUCCGGUACCACCCCCAGGAGACGCUGAAGGAGUUCGUCCAGUUGGUCUGCCCCGACUCCACCCAGCAGGCUGGACAGGUGGGCUUUCUCAACCCCAACGGCAGCUCCCAGGGCAAGGUCCACAACCCCUUCCUACCUACACCCAUGCUGCCUCCCCCACCCCCUCCCCCCAUGGCCCGGCCUGUCCCACUGCCCGUCGACACCAAGCCACCCUCCACGUCUUCCACUGAGGGGGGAGGAAGCAGCUCCCCCUCCUCACCCACGUACUCCACGCCCACCACCUCCCCAGCCCAGCGCUUCGUCAGCGUCGGACCCCGGGAUCCAGGCUUUAACAUCCCCCAGCAGCCACAGUGGUACCUGGGAUAAGGACUCCUGAGGACCUGCCACCCAACUGUACAGCAAAGUGAUGCAGUUUCCUCCUUGACCUCUGACCUUUGAUACCCGCUGUGACUGAAAGCCCCCACCCCCAUCUGCAUGGCUACAGCAGAUCACCCACCCACCUUGUCAGCUGUUCAUCUCGGACUUCCUGUGGACUUCUGAAUCUUGAGUCCACUGAGCCGGACCUGGAGCCCCACCACCACCCUUUAACCACCAAAGCUGGAACAGGCUCAUAAAUGUGUGGAUGGGGGUGCUGGGGAGUUACUGAGCCAUCAGUUUCCAUCUUCAGACUGAAUCUUAGUAGAAAUUACGAAUGCACUCUCCCAUCACCCUUCCAUAUCCAACCUGCUUCCUACACUUAUGGGUCAAAAACCACCAGCUAAACCUUCAACAUACCUGAGCCUAGCACACCUCCUGGGAUAGGCUCCACCCCAUUUCAUCCCACCCUCAAGCUGGGAGGUCUAAGAGGGAGGGCAUGGACAUAACUGGGAUGAGCUUACUGGAGUCCCUGCCCUUUCCAAUAAAAAAACUCCCUGGAUUGCAUAAAUGGGCUGGGCUUAGGGGUGGGGCUGGGGUAAUGGGCUGGGCUUAUGGGUGGGGGUGGGGUAAUGGGCUGGGCUUAGGGGUGGGGGUGGGGUAAUGGGUGGGGCUUAGGGGUCGAUGCUGAUCUGGAUUUUCUGCUCAUUCCGGCCCAGGCUUCAGCUUCAUGACUCAUUGACUUGUCACAAUUUCAGCUGCUCUUCUCUUUUAUCAUCCACCUGUGAAGGUGAGGGUGCAGCAUGCAAGGGUGGUGUUGGGUGGUGUUUACAGCGAGGCAGGCAGGACAGAGAGCCAUCUCUAAAACGUUACAGUCAAAUCGCGAGGAAAGUGCAAUGCUGUUGGCCCUGCUUGAUAAUCUGAUUACCUAUCUUUGUAAGAUAGUUUGGUGGAAACGGUUCGUCAGAAGUUCUAUUUUCUUCCAGUCCGCCUGCAAGGCAGGGACUCUAAAUCGGGUCAAGACCCAACCGAACCGGCACCAAACCAGAACCCUUAGCUGUGAGAGAAAUGAGGAGCUGAAUUCACUUUAAUGUUUCUUAUUUGUUUAUAUGAGGAUUGAUAUGAGAAUCCCUUUAAGGAAUAUCAGUUAAACAAUCAGUUUUUUAAGCAUUUCUGUUAUUUAUGUACUUAAAACAAAAAGCGCUAAGCGGCUAACUUAUUCUACUGAGCACUUCGUUCUUGUAAACGGACAUGAGGAGAAAAUCUCUGAAUCUAAUCGGUAACAGGCUGUCGUCUGAGAGGCAACCAGCCAAUCACAAGUACUUGUUCUUGUGAUUGGCCAAUGGAGGAUGUGUCGCUUCAGUUUUCUAUAAAUAUACACAAAUACACACACACACACCUCCAACAGCGUUAAAGAAAAGUGAAUUUGAGUGAAAAUGUCUUAAGUGCAUGUUGUAGUGUUAGUGCCAGUGUUCCAUAGAUGUUGUUUUAUCGAGACAAAGUCAGGCUCCCCACAACAGGCUCCUGGCAUCACAGCCCUAGCGCUGCUGCAAACCCCGCUGCUGCAGUUCUAACGCAGCUGCAGCGCUAACACUGAUGCUGCAGCGCUAACACUGAUGCUGCAGCGCUAACACUGAUGCAGCUGCAGCGCUAACACUGAUGCAGUUUCAGUGCUAACACUGGCGCUGCUGCAAACCCCGCUGCUGCAGUUCUAACGCAGCUGCAGUGCUAACACUGAUGCUGCAGCGCUAACACUGAUGCAGCUGCAGCGCUAACACUGAUGCAGCUGCAGCGCUAACACUGAUGCAGUUUCAGCGCUAACACUGACGCUGCUGCAAACCCCGCUGCUGCAGUUCUAACGCAGCUGCAGCGCUAACACAGACAGUUUCAGCGAAAACACCCACGCUGCUGCAGCGCUAACACUGAUGCAGCUGCAGCGCUAACACUGACGCUGCUGCAAACCCCGCUGCUGCAAUGCUAACACUGAUGCAGUUUCAGCGCUAACACUGAUGCAGUUUCAGCGCUAACAGUGAUGCAGUUUCAGCGCUAACAGUGAUGCAGUUUCAGCGCUAACACUGGCGCUGCUGCAAACCCCGCUGCUGCAGUUCUAACGCAGCUGCAGCGCUAACACUGAUGCUGCAGCGCUAACACUGAUGCAGCUGCAGCGCUAACACUGAUGCAGUUUCAGCGCUAACACUGACGCUGCUGCAGCGCUAACACUGACGCUGCUGCAAACCCCGCUGCUGCAGUGCUAACACUGAUGCAGUUUCAGCGCUAACACUGAUGCAGUUUCAGCACUAACACUGAUGCAGUUUCAGCGCUAACACUGAUGCAGUUUCAGCGCUAACACUGAUGCAGUUUCAGCGCUAACACUGAUGCAGUUUCAGCGCUAACACUGGCGCUGCUGCAAACCCCGCUGCUGCAGUUCUAACGCAGCUGCAGCGCUAACACUGAUGCUGCAGCGCUAACACUGAUGCAGCUGCAGCGCUAACACUGAUGCAGUUUCAGCGCUAACACUGACGCUGCUGCAAACCCCGCUGCUGCAGUUCUAACGCAGCUGCAGCGCUAACACAGACAGUUUCAGCGAAAACACCCACGCUGCUGCAGCGCUAACACUGAUGCAGUUUCAGCGCUAACACUGACGCUGCUGCAGUGCUAACACUGACGCUGCUGCAAACCCCGCUGCUGCAGUGCUAACACUGAUGCAGUUUCAGCGCUAACACUGAUGCAGUUUCAGCGCUAACAGUGAUGCAGUUUCAGCACUAACACUGAUGCAGUUUCAGCGCUAACACUGGCGCUGCUGCAAACCCCGCUGCUGCAGUUCUAACGCAGCUGCAGCGCUAACACUGAUGCUGCAGUGCUAACACUGAUGCAGCUGCAGCGCUAACACUGAUGCAGUUUCAGCGCUAACACUGACGCUGCUGCAAACCCCGCUGCUGCAGUUCUAAUGCAGCUGCAGCGCUAACACAGACAGUUUCAGCGAAAACACCCACGCUGCUGCAGCGCUAACACUGACGCUGCUGCAAACCCCGCUGCUGCAGUGCUAACUCUGAUGCAGUUUCAGCGCUAACACCCAUGCAGCUGCGGCGCUAACACUGAUGCUGCUGUGAUGCUAAUGCGGUUGAGUUCUUUAGACUCUACCAGACGUCCACUAAAAGAAACUCGGGCCUUUCUUGCUCUCCGGGUUGUAAAGUCCUUCAGCGUUCUAGAUAAUGGAUCAAAGUCGAGUUCUUGCAGGUUUUUUCUGGUUCUGUUUCAGGUCUGUCUGUUCUUCCCGUCACUCUUGUGGUGGACAUUAAUUUGUGCACUAGAUGUGAGACAGGAUAAAACAGCAAAGGGAAUUAAUCUUUAAAAAGUUGCACAGAUAUUCUUCUUAAGUGUCAAAAAUGAAAAGAGGACAGGAACCGGUCCACUAGGGGGCGCGUGGGUUGAGCUAACGGAUCUACAACAAUAGUUCAGGUGGUGACUUGAGCCUCCAUGUUCUGCAGUCUUUAGCUUGGCCUCUACAGAGCAGCACUGCUGGGUGCCACCAGAACCGGCCUCUCUAGCUCUAUAGUUUAAUGAAGCUGCAUGUUUUCUAACGCAGGACUUUUGUAACGACGGUGAAAUGAGGUGUUGUAACUUUUCUGACUGUUUGUAUCAAGGCCAUCAGAAUCGGUCUGGUUUUCUGUCUAGGAUCUGGAGCUGAGGUGAAUACUUCCUGUUUGUGUUUUUUGUUGUGUAUUUAAGGACUGUUGUUGGUUUGUAAAGUCCACAACCAAUCAGAACCUUGUUAACUGUUCUGUAUGUGUCAGAGCCAAUGAGGAUGGGUUUAGUCAGGAGGAACCAUCUCAGCAUCUUCUUUUGUGUUCUCCAUCCCACGCAGAACAAUAAACAGCUUGAUUACAGAA
Nothobranchius furzeri (turquoise killifish) is the source of this 6933-nucleotide messenger RNA. RefSeq names its product nuclear factor I/A (gene nfia). Lineage: Eukaryota; Metazoa; Chordata; Actinopteri; Cyprinodontiformes; Nothobranchiidae. Gene Ontology annotation, cellular component: nucleus. Gene Ontology annotation, molecular function: DNA-binding transcription factor activity, RNA polymerase II-specific; RNA polymerase II cis-regulatory region sequence-specific DNA binding. Gene Ontology annotation, biological process: regulation of transcription by RNA polymerase II. The record is from RefSeq and is a predicted model, not a curated record.